GCACUUACUUAAUCAGUAUGUUUUGAUAUGUGAUCGGACGCAUAGGUAUACCGGCGGUGCGCGAAAACCAAUCGCCGAUUUUACAUAUAAAAAAUAAUCAAUAUAGUCAAAAGUCUAUAAAUUCAUAUAAAGGAGUGUAAUAAAGAAAUUGCAAAAUCAUUUCAAUGAAAUAAAAAUUAAACACAAAAAAAUUUAACUGAAACAAAUAAAUAUACUAAAACUUUGGCAAACAGACGAGUUUUAGUCGAAAAAUGGCGGAUCAAAAAGAAAAAAGUAUACUCGAUACACCCGAAUACAUUGGAAUGUCUUUCGAACAACUUACAUUCGAUACUGAGGGAAACUGCUUACCACCAGUUUAUGUGCCGACCACCAUACCAAACGAGAAAGAACAUACAGAUGUGUCUUCAGCGGAAGACCCGCUUAAACCAGAUUCAAAGCCUAAAAUGCGUAGUCGCAUUUUAACCUUAGAAUUGCCGGUAUUUCUUAUAUUUCUCUCGCUUCUGUUAUCGGGCCCUGUUAUGUUGAAUCAAGAACUCUAUCAAACUUGUGUCGCCGUCUAUAACUACAAUGAGACAGACUGUGAACCAUUACGCGGUAUUAUACCAAAAACUGAGGAGGCAAAGGCAAUCGAAAAUCAGCUUCAGCCCUACGUAGCCCGAAUAACAAUGACGAACUCUAUGUUGCAUAAUGUAUGGCCGGGUAUGCUAGUUCUUUUUGUGGGACCAUGGUCGGAUAAAUUUGGCCGACGUCCAGUGUUGCUACUGAGCUUUACGGCCUUUUUUAUUGGGCACAUUAUAACCACAAUAUUAGUAACUUUUUCCAAGGAGCUAGCAUUGAACCCAUGGUUCUACUUGUUAGGCGGCAUGCCAUCUACAAUUAUCGGUGGCAGUUGCGCUAUGACAACUGUAGUCUUCUGCUAUAUAUCUGACGUUUCUGAUAUGGAAAAUAAAGCGAAGCGUAUGUUCUUUGUGGACAUUGCUAUGGGUUUGGGUGUAGUACUCGGCAAUGUCUUGAGCAGUUAUUUGUUACGUUACACCAGUGUCACCAUAGUAUGUGCCACAUCUGCCACGCUUGUGCUGUUAGGUUUAAUGUAUAUAUUCUUUUUCAUCGAUGAAAGUUUGGAUGCAAAGGAAACUACACUAUCGCAUAAAGCGAAGAGUUUCUUUGAUUUCGGACUGAUAAAAGAUCUCGUGAAGACUUGUUUUGCAAAGCGUCCAAAUUAUGGCAGAGCCAUUAUUGGUUGUACGAUUUCCAUAUUAAUGGUAACCAGCUUCAUAAUGCACGGCGAACAGGGUGUCUUCUACUUGUUUUUACGCAACAAAUUCAAUGUGACAUUACAACAGUUUACCUACUUUAUCGCCACUUUAAUAACAAUUAAGAUGAUAGGAUGUGGCUUAGCAUUCGCAGUCUUCAGGAAGCUUCUCAAACUUCCUUAUGCCACCAUUGCUAUGAUGGGUUUAGCCGGUUGUGUCCUUGAUCAUCUUACACGUGGUUUAGCGCAAAGUUUCUGGCAAAUGUAUAUGGCUUCCUCUUUCGGACUUAUGUCAGGCAUAACGGGUCCGAUGUUGCAAGCAAUCGUUGCAAUGGCGGUGCCCUCAAAUGAACUCGGUAAAGUCUACUCACUAGUAUCGUGUGCACAAACUAUGUCACCAUUGUUGUCUGCGCCCUUGUACACUUACGUCUACAACCGAACACUCUAUUUUUAUCCUGGAUUAUUCAAUUUCAUUACCACGGGGCUAUAUGUGGAGUGCUUCUGUGUUAUGAUUUUGAUAAACCUUUUUGAGCGACGAGUGGCUAACAAAGUAAAGGAAUCUGAAACCGAAAAUGGAGAAGAGGGAAAAUCGCUAACUGAAAACAAUGGAACAGCAUAGCCUUGAGGCAAAGAAAAUUAAGGAACUAACUUCAGAUAUAUGUAUGUACCUAUGUAAAUACAUAUGUAUAUGGAAAUAGAUUUUGUUUUAUUUCUGGCAUAUAUUCUUUGUUCAAUUAAUUACUAAAGUGCACUACAAAAGUAAACGUAUUUGUAAUAAACAAAAUUUAGUUUUUAAUUAGAAGUUAUAUUUAAAAAAAAAAAAAAAAUAAUUAAUGUUUUUAAUUACUAGUCGUUUUCAUUAUUGAAAUUAUAUGUAUAAAUAAGAAGUUAUAUUACUUUGUUAAGGUACAAUCUUAUAUAAUUUAAAAUAAAAAUUUAUUUACAAAUUGCA
Bactrocera oleae (olive fruit fly) is the source of this 2204-nucleotide messenger RNA. RefSeq names its product probable peptidoglycan muropeptide transporter SLC46. Gene Ontology annotation, molecular function: transmembrane transporter activity. Gene Ontology annotation, cellular component: membrane. NCBI's taxonomy places the organism in Eukaryota, Metazoa, Arthropoda, Insecta, Diptera, Tephritidae. Gene Ontology annotation, biological process: transmembrane transport. The record is from RefSeq and is a predicted model, not a curated record.